UUUUAUCGAACUACUUGAGCUCUAGUUGUUUCCACAUUUUGUCCAGCUGGAAUUCUGCUGUUUUCUUUCCACCAGGCAGCAGAUGUUGAUCAGAAACAGUCGAGCUUGUGGAUAACUCAUCUAGCCUCAUAUUUUACACGCCGUGUUUUAUGUGCUUUUAAAGGACAAACGGUUUUCCGCUGGAUUACAGAUUCUUGCUCCCUCGUGUGAGAUUCACCGCUGAUAACCAGCUCCUCUGACCACGUUUGGCCAUCCGCAGAAAACUAAGCUCGAGAAGCGGUGCUGUGUUCACUAAGUGGUGAAGCUUUGGUGCUUGCAUUGGUGCUUCAUACAAACAAGUUUGUCAACCUGUAGGGGAAGAUGGGCUGCACAUUAAGUGCUGAGGAUAAAGCCGCGGUGGAAAGGAGUAAAAUUAUUGAUAGGAAUCUGCGGGAAGACGGAGAGAAGGCGUCCAGAGAAGUCAAACUGCUGCUACUCGGUGCUGGUGAAUCAGGGAAGAGCACAAUAGUUAAGCAGAUGAAGAUCAUCCAUGAAGACGGCUACUCAGAAGAGGAGUGCAAGCAGUACAAGGUGGUGGUGUAUAGCAACACCAUCCAGUCCAUCAUUGCCAUCAUCAGAGCUAUGGGUCGUUUAAGGAUCGACUUUGGAGAUGCAGCAAGAGCAGAUGACGCACGGCAGUUGUUUGUGUUAGCCGGAACGGCAGAAGAAGGGGUCAUGACCCCCGAGCUGGCUGGAGUGAUCCGCAGGCUCUGGAAGGACAGUGGAGUACAGAGCUGCUUUGCCAGAUCCAGAGAGUACCAGCUGAACGACUCAGCCUCUUAUUAUCUGAACGAUCUGGAGCGGAUAUCACAGCAGGGCUACAUACCCACACAGCAAGAUGUGCUGAGAACUCGUGUCAAAACCACUGGCAUUGUGGAGACUCACUUUACCUUCAAAGAGCUCUACUUUAAGAUGUUUGACGUGGGUGGUCAGCGCUCUGAGAGAAAGAAAUGGAUUCACUGUUUCGAAGGCGUCACCGCCAUCAUCUUCUGCGUGGCCCUCAGUGAUUACGACUUGGUGCUGGCUGAGGAUGAGGAGAUGAACCGAAUGCACGAGAGCAUGAAGCUGUUCGACAGCAUCUGCAACAACAAGUGGUUCACUGACACUUCCAUCAUCCUCUUCCUCAAUAAGAAGGACCUGUUUGGGGAGAAGAUCAAGAAGAGUCCUCUUACCAUUUGCUACCCUGAGUACUCUGGUUCUAACACGUAUGAAGAAGCUGCAGCCUACAUCCAGUGCCAGUUUGAGGAUCUGAACAGACAGAAGGACACUAAGGAGAUUUACACCCACUUUACCUGUGCCACCGACACCAAGCACGUGCAGUUCGUCUUUGAUGCGGUCACUGACGUCAUCAUCAAGAACAACCUGAUUGAGUGUGGACUCUACUGAAGUAACGAGGUUCUGUGCCAAGUCACUGAAUGUAGAGGGACUAACUUGAGCAAUGGCUCAUGGGAUGGAUCUCAUUGUCGCUGCCUAUAUUGGACUCCAGUCAGGUGAUGAGGAUGACCAGACACACUGCUGCUACCACGCUGCGUCUACACCGUAGUUCUUAUACGAACGUUCUCCGGACAGUCCCGUUUCCUUUCAAUCUUUGUUUCUUUCUAGGGAGAAAUAAAGAUGAAGGAUUUCUGUGCAUGAUAAAGUUCAUUCCAGUCAUUGUUUGACUAAAUAAUAGUUGCACUUGGUAUUACAGUAUUUCCAGUAGAACUAUGCACAAAGACCAAACUCAAACCGUUUCCUUGAGAUGCAUCAGCCCUUCUGCCAAAAAAGGAACAUCCGACUGUCAUCCACAACAUAACUGUGACUUCUCUGAAGAGUAGAUUUCCUCUGAGUAGUUUUAUAGGUAAGUUAUUGAGGUUUAGGUGUAUCUUUUAGGAGCAGGUUUAAUUUUAGUA
Messenger RNA from Trichomycterus rosablanca, 1931 nucleotides. It is a transcript of the gene gnai3, whose product is annotated as guanine nucleotide binding protein (G protein), alpha inhibiting activity polypeptide 3. Gene Ontology annotation, biological process: adenylate cyclase-modulating G protein-coupled receptor signaling pathway. NCBI's taxonomy places the organism in Eukaryota, Metazoa, Chordata, Actinopteri, Siluriformes, Trichomycteridae. Gene Ontology annotation, molecular function: G-protein beta/gamma-subunit complex binding; G protein-coupled receptor binding; GTP binding. The transcript is spliced from 9 exons. The coding region runs from base 361 to 1425 and encodes 354 amino acids. Gene Ontology annotation, cellular component: heterotrimeric G-protein complex. The record is from RefSeq and is a predicted model, not a curated record.